UGUUUCUGAUGCUACAGGGGCUGGCCACGCUGCCACCACUUGCACAUCAAGACAGACUUGCAACACGUGCUGUCACGUAUGUGAAAAAGGCAGGGUUGGCUGCCACGGGCACCGGGUGGAGAGGCAAUGCUGGACCUCAUUAUUUUAAGCCUCCACUACUUCAUCUGCUUCCUCAUCUCUAUCGUGAUCUGGCGAGGAGCUAAGGAUGUGGAUUUGCCCAGCGCAAGCACAGAAACAGCUGAAAUGACGCCAGAUGGUCUGAUGUUAAUUGGUAAAGAAGAUGACAUAAAGAGAACUGGGAGAAAAACAGCCAAAGUCAAUGGCAGAGGAGUUGUUGUUUUCUACCACGAAGGGAAAUUUCAUGCUUUGGACUCUCGCUGCUACCAUGAAGGAGGCCCUCUACGCCUUGGAGAAAUAGAGGAUAUCGAUGGCCAAGCAUGCAUUGUUUGUCCUUGGCACAAAUUUAAAAUUACACUGGAAACAGGAGAAGGAUUAUAUGAAGCAAUUAACCCUCUGGAGCCAUCAUCAACACCAAAGUGGCAAUCAAAAGGAGUCAAACAAAGGAUUCAUAAAGUCACAAUAGACAAUGGAAAUGUUUAUGUGAGCCCUCCAGAUUUGUCUGUAAGUUUUGACUCCGACUAUUUUGCUGAGAAGUACAAAAAUCAUGAUGAUAGUUUAGACACAGAAAAACAAAGCGAUUCGAAAGCAGCACAGUAAGCUGUGGACAAAAACCAGAACCCUAAAAAAUGCCCCGAUGAAGAACCAUUGUCAUGAAAUAAAAAUGUGGCCAUAAAGAUAAUCUCUAGAUUAAAUUCUAGUGUUAAUGUUAUUUUAAAGCAUGAAAACGCUUAGAGCUGAGUUAGAUAAGGAGCUCUGCAUUGCUAGAAAUAUGACUGAUCUUGUGCCAAUGAUAUUUUUAUGCACUUGCAUUUUGAAAAUAGUUAUUUACAUCAGAGUGCUUCGGAAUACUUGAUACUUCAGAAAUCCUGUUUUGCUGGAAUUGUUUUAAUUUUUAGAAGGGGAUAUAGUAUAUUACUGCUUAUAAAACUCAUUACAUACUUUAAAGUGAAUUGUCAGGUGUAAAGGUUAUGUUUAUAUACUUAACAGUUUAUACUUACAAUGCUUUCGGUAUAAAUGACAUAGAAAUUUUCAACUUUUGGGAUAUGCAAGCAAUUUCUGAGUGUUUAUUACGUGCCAUAAAGAAAAGUAUAAACCUUAAAUAUAAUUUAGUCAGCUUUUUUUACACCUAAUUGUGUAUUACUACUGUGAUUCCAUAAAAGUAUUUCUUUUCAUUCUCCUCCUUGAACUCCUUUUGGAAGUUCAUCAAAUGAUAUGAAAGCUUGUGUACAGCUUGUUCUUCCUGAUUCUGUUGGGUGAGAACAGAGCUCUUGGCUAUAAAACCCUAAUACGAUAUGCAGUGACUCUUGCUUAUUUUGUUUCAUUUAUUGUAAAU
Messenger RNA from Cuculus canorus (common cuckoo), 1453 nucleotides. RefSeq names its product Rieske Fe-S domain containing (gene RFESD). The transcript has 4 exons. The record is from RefSeq and is a predicted model, not a curated record. Gene Ontology annotation, molecular function: 2 iron, 2 sulfur cluster binding. Lineage: Eukaryota; Metazoa; Chordata; Aves; Cuculiformes; Cuculidae. The coding region runs from base 127 to 717 and encodes 196 amino acids.